This is a messenger RNA of Pseudonaja textilis, 1177 nucleotides long. RefSeq lists its product as uncharacterized. Gene Ontology annotation, molecular function: structural constituent of cytoskeleton. Gene Ontology annotation, cellular component: intermediate filament. NCBI's taxonomy places the organism in Eukaryota, Metazoa, Chordata, Lepidosauria, Squamata, Elapidae. The record is from RefSeq and is a predicted model, not a curated record.
GCCCCUGUCAAGCUGGAUUUUCAGACAGAUACAUCCUCCCAGAAGAAUGUCUGGCUCAGGCGUGAAGUGUGUCACCACCCCUUGUGUCACCUCCUGCCCAGAUGCCAAAGUGGUGGUCCAUCCACCCCCACUGGUCCUGACCUUACCUGGACUGAGCCUCAAGACCUCUCCGAAUCAGUGCCUUGUGGAAAGCCAGACUUCAUGCCUCACUAAUGGCUGUGAGGUAGGCUGUGAUGCGGGCUCCAAGGCCAUUGUCACCAAAACUUCAGGCUUGGUUGCUCUUUCUGGUGGAGAUACUCCUUGUUGUAUAACCUCCUGCCCUGAUUCUAAAGUGGUGAUUCAGCCUCCCCCGGUCUGCAUCACCAUCCCGGGUGCAGUCCUCACCAGCUACCCCAAUGAGUGCAUCAUCUCAAGCUCAACCAACUGUAUCACCAGCGGCGUCCAACGCCCUGCAUUGCCCCGUUCCACAUCGGUCUCUGAUAGCUCCUUCACUCCACCAGAUCUAUCUCGCUCAGCCUCCGUCCCAUCAGGACUCGACAGCUCAGCCCGAUGCCUAAAACAAGGACCCUCAAACAAAGUGGUGAUAUACCCUCCACCAAUUGAGAUCACCAUUCCUGGCCCUGUCCUUGAGAUAGCUGCAGAAGAGUGUACUGUGGAAGUCUACAACCCUUGCACUGAUAACAAUGCCCUGACUGGCAGUGACCAGGCGGCCAUCACCAGCGGUGACGAGGGUGAAGUCAAAGCUCUAAUUCCACAGGCCAAAAGUUGCAACACAAUAUCUGGGCUGAUGGACACUUCAACCUGCAUUUCCCAGGGACCAGAGAUGAAAAUUGUUAUCCAGCUCCCUCCUAUUGAAGUCGAGCUUCCGGGACCUAUCCUGGAAGUUUUUCCAGAAGCGUGUAAGGUAGAAACUCUGAGUCCAUGUCCUCCAAAAACCGAGGCCAUCGCUGGUAAUGAGAUCAAAGCCCUCUGUGACAGCAAGAUGCCCUCAACUGCCCUUGCGGCUACCACCACCAGCAUAAAACGCCCACUGCCCGACGUCCGACGUCCUCCUCGACCCUGGGCUGAAAUGUACAGCCGGUCAAUAACACCCCGAAGCUUUGCAUUAGCACAACAAUCCCGACUGGCAAAAUACCGCAGUGCCUUAUACUCCAUGCAUUCCCAAUCAUCUUACUAA